CACGCAUAGUCAAAUAGUAAUGCUCUUCCCCUCCCACAACACAGCAAGACAUUAGCAUGCUUUCACAUCCAUUUGUUCGUCAGGUGGAGGGGCACUUUCUAGUCAUUUAGCAGGGCUGUCAGCGAUUCAGCCAGCCCAACUCUCAUGAAAGUGCCUGCCUUUAUUCUGCACACAAAGGGAAGAAUGUACGCCAACCUCUCUCGCUUUCUACACGCUUCCUGAAGCGAGCUCUGCACAUUCCAGCUGCAUCGCCGGUACCUUCAGUGCAGCAGAGUCUUAGAUUCUCCUUCCACCAGGCUUUCGAGCCUUCAGGGGGAAAGCGAGGGGCAUCCCGAUGAGGCGUAGUGCUGUGCCAGAGCUGACAAAGGGCUAGAUGGAUAUACUUGGUCUUCUGAGACUUGCCUGUGAUUAGAUGUUCCUUGGGCUCCCAAGCUUUGCACCAUCAGCAUUUCAUGGUCCAGAGGGUGCUCCAGAUUCAUCUUGCAGUAUGCCUGCAUUGAUUUAAAUCCAGCAACGAGAAGCAAGCCAGCAUUGAGACGGAGUGGAUACUGCUGCUUUGUGUUAAUCAUGAAGAUGCAAGCUCAAUAUUUUUGAAAGCAAUUGAACCCAUGGAGGGUUCUUUGUAAUCGCUGGGGAAAUUCUUUGCAGAGGAAACAAAAAAAUUGUUAAGCAGGUUUCCAUUCUUUUCAUUAAUGAUUUGGCAACUUUGGAGAUUUGUUUGACUCCUGGCAUAUCAGAGGCAGCUUUGCUCACUUAACGACUGGCUUCACAAUCCAGGUACUUGAGUUUGGAGCAUACCAUUGAAGAUUCUUGGACUAGGGAUUGAUACCUUCAGCUCCCGGUGGUCCUUUUUCUUCAUUCAAAAGAAGUUCUCUGUUCUGUAAAGGAAAGCUUAGUGAGGGGAAAAUGCAGGUCUCCAUAGCAUGCACAGAGCAUAACCUCAAGAACCGGAAUGGGGAAGACAGACUCAUCAGCAAACAGAACACCAGUAACCCUAAUGCUGUCAAUGCCGCCCGGGCGAAAUUCCGGACAGUGGCAAUAAUUGCCCGCAGUUUGGGAACCUUUACCCCUCAGCACCAUAUUUCUUUAAAAGAGUCCACUGCUAAGCAGACUGGCAUGAAAUAUAGAAACCUUGGGAAAUCUGGAUUAAGAGUUUCGUGUUUGGGACUAGGGACAUGGGUCACCUUUGGAGGUCAGAUCUCUGAUGAGAUUGCUGAACGGCUCAUGACGAUUGCCUACGAGAGUGGGGUAAAUCUGUUUGACACAGCAGAGGUAUAUGCAGCUGGAAAAGCGGAGGUGAUUUUGGGAAACAUAAUAAAAAAGAAAGGUUGGAGGAGGUCAAGUCUAGUCAUUACGACAAAACUCUACUGGGGAGGAAAAGCUGAAACAGAAAGAGGACUCUCAAGAAAACAUAUUAUUGAAGGAUUAAAAGCCUCUCUCCAGAGGCUGCAGCUUGAGUACGUGGAUGUCGUUUUUGCAAAUCGACCUGACAAUAAUACUCCAAUGGAAGAAAUUGUCAGGGCGAUGACACAUGUGAUAAAUCAGGGAAUGGCUAUGUACUGGGGAACCUCUCGUUGGAGUGCCAUGGAGAUCAUGGAAGCCUAUUCUGUGGCAAGGCAGUUUAAUAUGAUCCCCCCUGUGUGUGAACAAGCAGAAUACCACCUUUUUCAAAGAGAAAAAGUUGAAGUUCAGUUGCCGGAAUUAUACCACAAGAUAGGUGUUGGAGCAAUGACAUGGUCUCCGCUGGCCUGUGGGAUUAUCUCAGGGAAAUACGCCAAUGGAAUUCCUGAAAGUUCAAGGGCAUCUCUAAAGUGCUACCAGUGGUUGAAGGAGAAGAUUGUGAGUGAGGAUGGGAGAAAGCAGCAAUCAAAGCUGAAAGAUCUCUUUCCAAUUGCUGAACGCCUUGGAUGCACACUACCUCAGCUAGCCGUUGCAUGGUGUCUACGUAACGAAGGUGUAAGUUCCGUUCUCCUUGGCUCUUCCAACCCCGAUCAACUAAUAGAGAAUCUUGGUGCCAUACAGGUUCUUCCGAAGAUGACAUCCCACAUUGUGAAUGAGAUUGAUAAUAUUUUGGGUAACAAACCUUUGAGCAAGAAGGACUACAGAUCCUAAAGCAUUGCAUGAUUAAACUGGACUGCAUGGCUAAAAUAGCACUCUGUACCUUGUACAGUACUGAGUCAAUACUAUCAAGUUACAGUUAGAAUUAUUCAGCAGUCUCUAUGAUUUACUAGAUUCUUCAAGGUGGUAAGCUCCACCAAAAUUCAAAAUCACAGCUGAUCUCCCUAAACAACUGAGAUCCUAUUUACUUUUUCCUCCUUGAAACUCAAGAAUCUGGAUUCAGCUCUGACUCCAUUCAAUGAGCAGAACUGAGUGGGACCUUCUCAGGUUCAGAUGUCAUUGAGAUGGGUUAAGCGAUGUAGAGCAGACAGUAGCAAUGGCCUUGAUCCAGCUGUGUGCCAAUCACAAGACUUUUUCUCCUCCUCUUUGCACCCCCCCCCCCCCCCCACAACCCCUUCCUUGUAACACUCAGGAGCAUCAGAAUCUCGCUUGAGGGGUUGCCUGCUUUCUAAAGCAGGUUUUAGUGAGGAAGGAGUGCGAUUACCUUCCUUCCUUUCCCCAAUUCCGCUGGCGGAAGCAGCUCUUUAUUUAUUUGUUUGUUUAUUUAUUUAUUUAUUUACAGCUUUUAUAUUCCGCCCUUCUCACCCCGCAGGGGGCUCAGGGCGGAUUACAGUGUACACAUAUAUGGCAAACAUUCAAUGCCAAUUUUUGACAUACAAACAUAUACAGACAUAGACAGAGGCUAUUUAACGUUUUCUGGCUGCCAGGGGAGCUGUCGCUUUCAUCGUCCAUCUGCGACGCUGAUGAAGCACUUCCGCAUUCCCACAUGCUUCCCCGCUGGAAUGCUUUUGCUGGAGUCUUCUUUAUGGCCUCAUAAAUCAGUUAAUUUAGCCUCCCCACACUUUAAGGUGGUACCUUUGCUUUUGGCCUUCAAAGUCCUCUGGCUUAUGUAAGAGAACUUCCCAGUAGAUUGCACACCCAUCCAUGGCUCCUUUUUUCUCUUGAUACUUCUCAUUUAUGCAGUGAAAAUAUACAUGUAGAGAAACAAUACAAGAUUUCUAAGCUUUAGGUACUUGGAAAUUAAAAGAGGGAUGUACAGAUAUAUUUUUUCAGUGAACAAAAAGCCAGAAACUGUUUAAAAGGCUUAGGGUAAAAUAAAAUUGCAAUUUCUAGUGUAAAGAAUCUUCAAGCUUUAUCUCAAGGAUGUGCAAGUUCUGAUUUUUGUUGGUUUCCCAUUUGUAUUUUUAUGCUGAAUUGAGUUCUAAAUAACUAGUCUUGUUUGCACUCCAGCUGAAAAAGGGCUUUCCAUUUAGAAGCAAGGUUUGGGUCUCUGUCCAUAGGUUAGUUCAGGAUUUAGUACUCAAGUAGUAGUUGAAGAUGGAGGUUGUAUGGCCUAGCCAGAGCUACAUCUAUUGACUGGCAUCCUAUACACACAGAUCUGGAUGCAAGUCUUAUUGGGUACAGAAUGUGUUUCUAAUGCAGUGGUUCCCAACCUGUGGUCCGUGGACCACCAGUGCUUGGUCCGCAAGAACUAAAAUAUGGUCCACGGCCUCACCGUUAUUACAUCGUUGCAACGAGAGCGACUGGUCUCGCAAAACCCUUUUAUAGUGCCGAGGGUUAUUAAAUAUGGUUUUCUGUGGGCAAGCAGAUGGCAACUACUGGAUGGCUUAUGUUCUGUAUCAGAAACUAGAGCUGAUGUGAUCUAUCAAAUGCAAUUUUCUGAAUCGGCACCCCAAAUAACCAAACCAAAUCUAAAGUUGACCAAAAACUGAUUCAUAAACCUUUUGAUACUAAUGUUGGAAAGUGGUUCCUGGUCAAAGUGGUUCCUGUUCAAGUGGUCACUAGUCAAAAAAAAAGGUUGGGAACCA
Messenger RNA from Anolis sagrei ordinatus, 3926 nucleotides. It is a transcript of the gene KCNAB1, whose product is annotated as potassium voltage-gated channel subfamily A regulatory beta subunit 1. The record is from RefSeq and is a predicted model, not a curated record. Gene Ontology annotation, molecular function: transmembrane transporter binding; voltage-gated potassium channel activity; potassium channel regulator activity. Gene Ontology annotation, biological process: negative regulation of delayed rectifier potassium channel activity; transmembrane transport; potassium ion transport. Gene Ontology annotation, cellular component: membrane; voltage-gated potassium channel complex; extrinsic component of cytoplasmic side of plasma membrane. NCBI's taxonomy places the organism in Eukaryota, Metazoa, Chordata, Lepidosauria, Squamata, Anolidae.